Callithrix jacchus (white-tufted-ear marmoset) is the source of this 3680-nucleotide messenger RNA. RefSeq names its product protocadherin beta 7 (gene PCDHB7). The record is from RefSeq and is a predicted model, not a curated record. Gene Ontology annotation, biological process: homophilic cell-cell adhesion. Lineage: Eukaryota; Metazoa; Chordata; Mammalia; Primates; Cebidae. Gene Ontology annotation, molecular function: calcium ion binding. Gene Ontology annotation, cellular component: plasma membrane.
AACUAUCAAAAUUACUUCAAAAUACGAAAGAAUAAAGAAAAAGAAAACCUUCUUGAUUCAAAAAAGGAGUAUUCACCUCAAAUUGAGAUCAACCAUCAUAGUUGAAGACGAAAUGCUAGAAGUACUUUCAUAAAUGCAAGAUAGACAUACUUGCUAUUACUAAUUUUAAGAGUAUUCAUUGGAUAUUGGAAAUUCUAGUCACUGAAAUUAUAGAUAAACAAUAAUUUCUAUAUAAUAUUUAAAGUAGGUGAAGGAUGAAGGUUGGAUUGGGGGAGGCAGAAAGUGUUCCAAGAAAUAUCACAGGUAAAGAGUUGAGACCUGGCAAGUGGAAGAAUUGUUUAAUUCACAAGAAAUUGGAAAAAGGUCAAUUAUUCUGCCAUAUCCGCAUCAUUAUUGCUAAAAUACUUUACAAGUAAAUAAAAUGUACUCAACCAAUAUUUGAUAACUUCAGAGAAGAGGCUUCAUUUUCUCAUAUUUUUUUUACUUUCCAUUUUUAAAAUAGGAGGUUUUCUUAAAUUUCGGUGGGGAACCAGGGUUUAGUUUCAAGCCCUUGGAUUUAAGAAGACAACAGAUUAAUUUUUCUACGAAUCCAGAUUAUCACAGGGGAAAACAAUAUCACUAUUACUUACUAGCAUUUCUAUGACCAUUUGAGGAUAACGAUGGAAUGAAACAGCAAAGAUACCCGGAACAAGUCACUCUGGUUGCAGAAUUCCUUCAAUCCGCCAUCUUUUUGUUCUAGUCUUGAGAACGGGAAUAACAUUCACAAAACGCAAGGUGGCGCGGCUGCCUAAAAAGAGAGAAAUACCUUCGCAAAGAAAGGAUGUUACAGAUUCCAGAGUAAAGAGGAAAUCUGACCAGAAAAGUAUAGGAAAGGAAACCGUGGUAAUAGGAAUUGGGGGAAAGUGAGGAUCCUUCCUCACAAACAUUGCUGUUAUUCAGCUCGUUUCAAAGAAUUCGGCUGCUGCCAUUUGUGAGAGCCGCUGGAGACUGAGUGGAAGUCAUUUUGAAAGACUGAUCCAAGGAAGAAUGGAGGCCGGAGUGGAGUGUCCUGUGCAGAAAAGGCAAGUCCUAUUUCUUUGUAUAUGUCUGGGAAUGUCUUUGGCUGGCGCCGAACCGCUUCGGUAUUUUGUGGCGGAGGAAACCGAGAGAGGUGCCUUUCUUACCAACCUGGCAAAAGACCUAAGGUUAGGGGUAGGGGAACUGACAGCCCGGGGAACUAGAAUUAUUUCAGACCAGAACAUGCAAUUUUUACUGCUCAAUUCGCUUACUGGUGAUUUAUUUCUAAAUGAGAAAUUGGACCGAGAGGAACUGUGUGGACCCAGAGAGCCCUGUGUGCUGCCUUUCCAGUUGUUAUUGGAAAAGCCUUUUCAGAUUUUCCGUGCUGAACUAUGGGUCAGAGACAUCAAUGAUCACUCUCCAAUAUUUCUAGAUAGAGAGAUUUCCUUGAAAAUAUUAGAAAGCGCCACUCCAGGGGCAGCAUUUCUCCUAGAAAGUGCACAGGAUUCAGAUGUUGGAACCAAUAGCCUGAGUAACUACACCAUAAGCCCCAAUGCCUAUUUCCAUAUUAAAGUCCACGAUAGUGGGGAGGGCAAUAUCUAUCCCGAAUUGGUGCUGAACCAAGAGCUGGAUCGGGAAGACAUUCCAGAGCUCAGUUUAGCCCUCACGGCCUUGGAUGGCGGCUCUCCGCCCAGAUCCGGGACCGCCCUUGUGCGCAUCACGGUUGUAGACAUAAACGACAACGCCCCUGAAUUUGUGCAGUCGUUCUACAAGGUGCAGGCGCCCGAAAAUAGCCCGGUUGGUUCCAUGGUUGUCUCCGUGUCCGCUAGAGAUUUAGACACCGGAAGUAAUGGGGAAAUAGCCUAUGCGUUUUUUUAUGCCACUGAAAGAAUUCUCAAAACGUUUCAACUCAAUCCAACAUCUGGCAAUCUUUAUCUUAAGGCGCAAUUGGACUAUGAGGCAAUUCAGACAUACACAUUAACUAUUCAGGCAAAAGACGGCGGCGGGCUUUCCGGAAAAUGCACUGUAGUGGUUGAGGUAACAGAUGUAAACGAUAAUCAACCCGAGCUGCUUCUGUCUUCACUUACUAACCCAAUUGCAGAAAACUCACCCGAGACAGUCGUGGCUGUUUUCAGAAUUAGAGACAGAGAUUCCGGGAACAAUGGAAAAACGGUGUGCUCCAUCCAGGACGAUCUACCUUUCAUCCUGAAGCCAUCUGUAGAGAGCUUUUAUACUCUGGUAACAGAGAAACCUUUGGAUCGAGAGAGGAACACUGACUACAACAUCACCAUCACCGUCACCGACUUGGGGACACCCAGGCUGAAAACCGAGUACAACAUAACCGUGCUAGUCUCUGACGUCAACGACAACGCCCCCGCCUUCACACAAUCCUCCUACACCCUGUUUGUCCGGGAGAACAACAGCCCCGCCCUGCACAUCGGCAGCGUCAGCGCCACAGACAGAGACUCAGGCACCAACGCACAGGUCAUCUACUCGCUGCUGCCGCCCCAGGACACGCACCUGCCCCUCGCCUCCCUGGUCUCCAUCAACGCGGACAACGGACACCUGUUCGCCCUCCGGUCGCUGGACUACGAGGCCCUGCAGGCGUUCGAGUUCCGCGUGGGCGCCACAGACCGCGGCUCCCCGGCGCUGAGCAGCGAGGCGCUGGUGCGCGUGCUGGUGCUGGACGCCAACGACAACUCGCCCUUCGUGCUGUACCCGCUGCAGAACGGCUCCGCGCUCUGCACCGAGCUGGUGCCCCGGGCGGCCGAGCCGGGCUACCUGGUGACCAAGAUGGUGGCGGUGGACGGCGACUCGGGCCAGAACGCCUGGCUGUCGUUCCAGCUGCUCAAGGCCACGGAGCCCGGGCUGUUCGGCGUGUGGGCGCACAAUGGCGAGGUGCGCACCGCCAGGCUGCUGAGCGAGCGCGACGCGGCCAAGCACAGGCUGCUGGUGCUGGUCAAGGACAAUGGCGAGCCUCCGCGCUCGGCCACCGCCACGCUGCACGUGCUCCUGGUGGACGGCUUCUCCAAGCCCUACCUGCCGCUCCCGGAGGCGGCCCCAGCCCAGGCCCAGGCCGACUCGCUCACCGUCUACCUGGUGGUGGCGUUGGCCUCGGUGUCGUCGCUCUUCCUGUUCUCGGUGCUCCUGUUCGUGGCGGUGCGGCUGUGCAGGAGGAGCAGGGCGGCCUCAGUGGGUGGCUGCUCGGUGCCCGAGGGCCCGUUUCCAGGGCAUCUGGUGGACGUGAGCGGUACCGGGACCCUGUCCCAGAGCUACCAGUACGAGGUGUGUCUGUCGGGAGGUUCUGGGACAAAUGAGUUCAAGUUCCUGAAACCAAUUAUCCCCAACUUCCUACCCCAGAACACAGGUAGGGAAGUCGAAGAAAAUCCCCCAUUUCAGAAUAAUUUGGGUUUCUGAAAAAGGACGAAAACUAAAUGUGUGUCUGUGAAUACAUUUCUAAUUAGGAACUUAUCUUGAGCUACCUGUAGAAGAGUGUCUGUAGAUCAUUUCAAAUAUGUACUCUUGAAGUCAAGAAAUUAAUUUCUGUACAUAGGAAAGAAUCUAGAUUUAGUACCAGGAACCCUUCUCAAAGCAUGACAUGUGUAUGUGUAAUGUUUUAUGUCAAAUAAUUAUGCUUAAUAUACAGUUUAUUAAACGGUAAGUCUUGUUUGAGAUACUUUAAA